CCACGGCAACGAAGUUCUGUAUUUUAGUGCCUUUCUUUUCUGCAGAUCUGAAUUCUGGAAAGUUUUCUGCAGCUUAGAUGAAAUUCUGGUUAGAUACACAGCUUGUUUGAUCGAGAAAUGGUUAGAGGAAUCAUCAAUUGAUUGUCGAUUUCUCUUUCGAACAAUCUGCUGCGAAGGGGGGAAUUCUCAUUUCUGGGCUGUGUAUUUGGGGGUUUCUCCGUUGGAUUUUAUGCUUCUAAUCUGGCAGCAUGAGGAAGAAGCUCGAUACCCGCUUCCCGGCUGCUCGAAUAAAAAAAAUCAUGCAAGCUGAUGAGGAUGUUGGCAAGAUAGCCCUGGCAGUGCCUGUCUUAGUGUCUAAAGCAUUGGAAUUGUUUUUGCAAGACCUUUGUGAUCGUACUUAUGAAGUUACCCUUCAUAGAGGAGCAAAGACCAUGAGUUCACUCCACCUAAAACAUUGUGUCCAAAGCUAUAAUGUGUUUGAUUUUCUGCGAGAAAUUGUUAGCAAGGUUCCUGAUUAUGGCCAUGGUCAUGGCCACCCUGAUGCACCUGCGGAUCACAGAGUCCUUCAUAAGAGGAAGCCCAUUAUGGAUGAAGGCAAUGAGAGCGAUGAAGAAAUGAAGAGAAGCAGGAUGCAUGAUACAAGCCACACAGUCGUUACUGGUCGAGGGAGAGGUCGUGGUCGAGGGAGAGGUCGUGGUCGAGGUGCUCGAAACGCGGAUAGAGAAUUGGCUCAUCGUGAGGCCGACUCUGAAGCUGCUUGUACUACUCCCGCGGCAACAUCCCAGUUCCUGGAACGAUGA
Messenger RNA from Linum tenue, 800 nucleotides. The record is from the annotation of a GenBank genome assembly. NCBI's taxonomy places the organism in Eukaryota, Viridiplantae, Streptophyta, Magnoliopsida, Malpighiales, Linaceae.